Arabidopsis thaliana (thale cress) is the source of this 2831-nucleotide messenger RNA. RefSeq names its product IBR domain-containing protein (gene ARI7). The transcript has 14 exons. The coding region runs from base 402 to 1901 and encodes 499 amino acids. Gene Ontology annotation, biological process: protein ubiquitination. The record is from RefSeq and is marked reviewed. NCBI's taxonomy places the organism in Eukaryota, Viridiplantae, Streptophyta, Magnoliopsida, Brassicales, Brassicaceae. Gene Ontology annotation, molecular function: ubiquitin-protein transferase activity; zinc ion binding; ubiquitin protein ligase activity.
AAGAAGUAAAGGAAAAAAGAAAAACAAUAAUCUUCCUCCAAAAUCAUAAUCAUUUCCAUUUGUUGAGAGGCAUGUUAGAUUUUUUGGUACUAACUUUAUGAAAAUGAUAAAUGUGAUGUAGUAAGUGAUACAAGUCUACACUCUAUUCCAGUUAUCGCAAACCCAACCGAUCCAGUCUCUUUAGAUUCCCUUUCUCCUAGAUCAGACCACAACCAUUUGGCCACUUCUGUCCUAAUUUAUUCUCUCAUCAAAACCUCUAUUUUGCUUCUCCCUUUCCUUACAAGCUGUUCACUAUAUCCCCUGCGAUUUGUGUUUCCCACAAACCCUAAUUUUGCAAGAAGAGGGGUUUCUUCUAAUUUAUAUAAAUCUCGGUUCUUUUUGCCAUUUCGUUUUCUCUGAUCAUGGAUUCUGAAGAAGACAUGCUCGAUGCGCACGAUAUGGAGUCUGGAGAGGAUGAUUUCUACAGCGGUGGAACUGAUGAUUGUAAUGAUAGUGAUGAUGGUGAACCUGAUUAUGGGUUUGUUGAGGAAGAUGCUGAUGAUUCUGCUAUGAUCGCCUCUCAUCGCUCUCAGAAAAACUUUUGUGUUCUGAGGGAAGAAGAUAUUCGCAGGCAUCAGAUGGAUAAUAUUGAACGAGUUUCCGUUGUUCUCUCGAUAACUGAGGUUGAAGCGAGUAUUCUACUUCGUCACUUUCACUGGAGUGUCGGUAGAGUUCAUGAUGAGUGGUUUGCUGAUGAAGAGAGAGUUCGGAAGACUGUUGGCAUAUUGGAGAGUCAUGUUGUUCCACCAUCUGAUGACAGUGAACUUACAUGUGGAAUCUGUUUCGAUUCCUACCCUCCUGAGAAAAUCGCUUCAGUUUCUUGUGGCCAUCCUUUCUGCACUACAUGCUGGACAGGUUAUAUCAGCACAACCAUUAAUGAUGGCCCGGGAUGUUUGAUGCUAAGAUGUCCUGACCCAUCUUGUCUUGCUGCUGUUGGUCAUGAUAUGGUUGACAAAUUAGCGUCUGAAGACGAAAAGGAGAAGUACAACAGAUAUUUUCUUAGGUCUUAUAUUGAAGACAACAGAAAGAUGAAGUGGUGUCCUGCCCCGGGAUGUGAUUUUGCGAUUGAUUUUGUUGCAGGGUCUGGAAAUUAUGAUGUUUCCUGCUUGUGCUCGUUUAGCUUUUGCUGGAAUUGCACUGAGGAGGCUCACCGACCUGUGGAUUGUAGCACAGUUUCAAAAUGGAUAUUAAAGAACAGCGCUGAAUCUGAAAAUAUGAAUUGGAUACUUGCCAAUUCAAAGCCUUGUCCGAGAUGUAAGAGGCCAAUUGAAAAGAAUCAGGGCUGUAUGCACAUGACAUGUACACCGCCUUGUAAAUAUGAAUUUUGUUGGCUAUGUCUUGGUGCAUGGAUGGAUCACGGGGAAAGAACUGGUGGUUUUUAUGCUUGUAACCGUUAUGAGGUGGCCAAGCAAGAAGGACAGUAUGAUGAGACAGAGAGGAGGAGAGAGAUGGCCAAAAAUUCGCUAGAGAGAUACACACACUAUUAUGAACGCUGGGCAAGCAAUCAAACGUCGAGGCAAAAGGCUAUGGCUGAUCUGCAGCAAGCGCAGAUGCAGAAUCUUGAGAAGCUUAGUGAUAAACAGUGCACACCAGAGUCUCAGCUCAAAUUCAUUUUAGAAGCUUGGCUUCAGAUCAUCGAAUGUAGGCGAGUCUUGAAAUGGACUUAUGCAUAUGGAUACUACCUACCUGAGCAUGAACAUGCCAAACGACAAUUUUUCGAGUAUUUGCAAGGUGAAGCUGAGUCAGGUUUAGAGAGGCUCCAUCAAUGCGUAGAGAAAGACUUGGUUCAGUUUCUCAUUGCGGAAGGUCCAUCAAAAGAUUUCAAUGAUUUCCGGACAAAACUAGCUGGUUUGACCAGGUAAGCGUUUUUUCUUCAUACAUCUAUCCUGUUGUGUGACAGAGAAGAAGAAGAAGAAGAAGAAGAAAGUGCUUAAGGCUUUCAGAUAGAUGUAGGAAUAUAAUUUGUGCGAAACCCUAUGUAAGUGACUAAGUCUGCUAUAUUUAAACCACAAGGCAUACAUAAUGUUAGGUCCUGUGGUAGUUUUCUGAAGUAGCUAAGCUGACCUAGUCGAGACUUUCACCAAGUAUUCUUCUUAUAAAUGCCCUUCACAUUUUUCAGAAAGCUAAACCCAUAUUUCUAUAUUUUUGUAUUCUUACAGCGUGACGAAAAACUACUUUGAGAAUUUGGUGAAAGCUCUGGAGAACGGUCUUGCUGAUGUAGACUCACAUGCGGCUUGCAGCAGCAAAUCAACAAGCUCUAAAUCAACAGGUUGCAGUAGCAAAACAAGAGGUAAAGGCAAAGGAAGUUCCAGAACUGGUGGAUCCAGCAGAAACCCAGAUGACAACUUAUAAUAAUCCAGAACUGGUGGAUCCUCGCCAAGGUACAAAACCCGAAUUGAUCGUAUGCAAUUGUACAAUGCACACGCUCGAGGAAAAGCCCAAACUGCAUGCACAUAGUGGAAUUCUAAUUCUUCUGUCAUGCGUGUAUGCGAUUUGGAUCAUCGGAUUUGUGACAAGUUUCCUACUUAUGUAUAGUGUAAAAGAAUAUGUAUGUGUUUAUCUAUCUCUACACACAUUGUAACAAUAAUUCUGUUGCCUACUCUGCUAUGGCAAUCUCUGUGAAACCAAAAUCCAGUGACCUCAUGUGUCUGGUUUUAAAGAAAAAAAAGAGCAAAUGGUACUUGCUUUGUUUGGCUUUACGUGACCAUCUCUUUUAUGUUUGUAAUAUUUGAAUUCAUGUUUCAUCUAAAGAAAGUGUUUAAUAUUGAAUCAUUUUGGUUUUUGUAACUUAU